CUGACGUCACACGGAGGACCAGCAACACACAAAACCGAAAGAUCAGAAACCCUUGCUUUGACUGACUAACUUAAACUUACCUUUUAGCCAGAAAGCGAGUCAUGUCGGUGAAUUACGCCGCAGGACUUUCUCCAUAUGCGGAUAAGGGCAUCUGCGGCCUCCCGGAGGAGUUUGACAGCCCAGAGGAGCUGAAGACUAAAGUGGAGACACUGGCCCAGUGGAUAAAGGAGUCACAGUACAUGGUGGUGCAUUCAGGAGCUGGAAUCAGCACGUCCACAGGCAUCCCGGACUUCAGAGGUCCUAAUGGAGUGUGGACGAUGGAGGAGAGAGGCGAGAUGCCUCACUUUAACACCACGUUUGAGGACGCGCGUCCCAGUCUGACUCACAUGGCCCUGCUGCAGCUGCAGAGGACAGGACACCUCAAAUACCUCAUCAGCCAGAACGUAGACGGCCUUCACCUGCGCUCCGGCUUCCCCAGGGAUCGAUUGUCAGAGCUGCACGGGAACAUGUUUGUUGAAGAAUGCGAGAAGUGUGGCAAGCAAUAUGUUCGAGACACUGUAAUUGGAGUGAUGGGUCUGAAGCCAACCGGACGCUACUGCGAUGUCACGCGCUCAAGAGGACUCCGAUCUUGCAGAGGGAAGCUGAUCAGCACUAUAUUGGACUGGGAGGACUCACUGCCUGACAGAGACUUGAAUAGAGCUGAUGAAGCAUGUCGGCGAGCUGACUUGGCCUUGACGCUGGGAACAUCUCUUCAAAUUAAACCUAGCGGAGAUCUUCCUCUUCUAACCAAACGCACGGGAGGGAAGCUGGUUAUAGUCAACCUUCAGCCUACCAAACAUGACAAACACGCCCACCUGCGUAUCCACGGCUAUGUGGACGAGGUCAUGGGUCAGCUAAUGAAGCUGCUGGGAUUGGAGGUUCCAGAGUGGGCGGGGCCAACGCUUUGUGAAAGCUCAGGUGGAGACCAGGACAUCCUCCCAUUCGGAGCCUGGAAGAAGGAAGUGAAGAUUGAGCUGAAGAUAGAGGAAAAUAAACACUCCGUUCCAAAAAAACGAAAGAAGAGCAAGCAGGAUUGUGAGAUAAACUGCAAGAAAGAUGUUAAAGUAGAAGAAGAGACAAAAGAAGAGGAAAAGGAAGCAGCGUUUAGUGACUCUCGACCAAUCAAAACGCAGAAGUCGUCCUGUGAGGUGCAUCCUUCAAACGGCUCCUCCCACAAUCCUACAAGUUCUUCUGCCGUAAAUGAAACGGUCACAGACACUGAACAUCCCUCUUCCUAGAGCCCUGUCACAAUCACAGAGAAACUGAAUAACCGAUCUCUCUCAGGAAGUGUGGUCACCGUCUGCCCUGUGAUUACAUCAUCAUGAGAAAAGCCUGGACUCAGGCCUGUUAGAUGAAGUGAUGUCAUCGGGCUUGUUAUAGCUAGUGAGUGGAUAAAUUAGGUUGAUAUUAUUUCUGUUUGCCAGCUGAUCUGUGCAGUUAUUCUGGAUGGAGGUUUUGGUGAAUCAUGGUUUUGUACUGUAAAAUAAAGAUAAGAUGAUUUUUUUUCUAACCUCAAAUAAAUCAGGUAAAAAAAAGGUUCACUGCACAAAGCAUGUCUGUCAUAUUUCAUCCUGAAAUCUCUCUUCUAUCUCUCUCUCUCUAUCUCUCUAUACAUAUAUAUAUAUAUAUAAAAUGUUUUAUUGUUUUUAUGAUAGUACAACAAAUACUACUAUGUGUAAACAUUUACAAUUAAGGCGAGACACUGCAGGUGAAUAGGGUAAAAAAAAUUAACUAAUAGUUAUUGCCUUACUUACCUAGUUGAUUGAUUGCAUUGAUAAUUGCAAACAUUUUUUGUAUUACAAGUUUUCUCAAAUGUUAGGUUUAAAUAUGCAAAUGAGGCAUUAUUUAAUGAAAUAUGCACUAAUUUGCAUACAUUUCUAGUACAAAAAUCUAAACACUGGAUGAAGUCAGUUUCAAAAUUCUUGUUUAAUUUUUUUGACAUAUUACAGUCAAAAGUUUUUACAGAGGGAAUUUUGGGUAUCUCAUUUUGUCACUCCAUAAUUCAGAAAAUACUUAGAACAGACAGAAAACACUAUAUUUUGACAAUUUUGGGGGAUUAAAAUGUUGUAUAUAAUCAAGAAAAUUAUAUAUGAACAAAUCCCUCUGUAAAAACCUUCAGGAUAUAGACAGGAAUAAAAAUGUAAAGUUUGGUGUGUGUAAGUGCUACUGAAGUGGAGAUUUAUGGCUCAGUGUAGGAGAAAAAACUCAUUUUGAGAAAACGGCCUUUAAAAAUAUGUAUUGUAAUUGAAAUCUAUUGACACAAAUAGAUAAAGUGCUAUAAAAGAAACACUUAACAGUGUCUUUUGGAUGUUUUCGUUCUACUAGUCUGAAAAAACACUUUAUGAAAAACCAAAAAGCCCAAAAUCUCAAAAUUGACAGGUGCAUAAAAA
Onychostoma macrolepis is the source of this 2429-nucleotide messenger RNA. It is a transcript of the gene sirt6, whose product is annotated as sirtuin 6. Lineage: Eukaryota; Metazoa; Chordata; Actinopteri; Cypriniformes; Cyprinidae. The record is from RefSeq and is a predicted model, not a curated record. The transcript has 8 exons. Gene Ontology annotation, molecular function: NAD+ binding. Bases 102 to 1277 code for a protein of 391 amino acids.